This is a messenger RNA of Anopheles coustani, 1088 nucleotides long. RefSeq names its product large ribosomal subunit protein uL2 (gene RpL8). Gene Ontology annotation, cellular component: cytosolic large ribosomal subunit; ribosome. Bases 111 to 896 code for a protein of 261 amino acids. The transcript has 3 exons. NCBI's taxonomy places the organism in Eukaryota, Metazoa, Arthropoda, Insecta, Diptera, Culicidae. The record is from RefSeq and is a predicted model, not a curated record. Gene Ontology annotation, molecular function: RNA binding; structural constituent of ribosome. Gene Ontology annotation, biological process: cytoplasmic translation.
UUAGACAGUUCGGCGAUUCUCUCUUUCUUUCCGGCUCGUCGCAGAGUCUAGUGAACACACAUUUUGUGUAUCAUUAAAUUUACAUUUUAAGCCUCUCGUAGGGCGUCGAAAUGGGACGCGUCAUUCGCGCACAGCGUAAAGGUGCCGGAUCCGUUUUCCGGGCACACACCAAGAAGCGAAAGGGACAGCCUAAGCUGCGCCACCUUGACUACGCUGAACGUCAUGGAUACCUGAAGGGAGUCGUGAAGCAAAUCAUCCACGAUCCAGGCCGUGGUGCCCCGCUGGCGGUCGUGCACUUCCGCGACCCGUACAAGUUCAAGAUUCGCAAGCAGCUGUUCAUCGCCGCCGAGGGCAUGUACACCGGCCAGUUCGUGUACUGUGGUCACCGUGCCCAGCUGCAGAUUGGCAACGUGCUGCCGAUCGGUCUGAUGCCCGAAGGUACCAUCGUGUGCAACCUGGAGGAGAAGACCGGUGACCGUGGCAAGCUGGCCCGUACCUCGGGCAACUACGCCUCGGUGAUCGCUCACAACCCGGACACCAAGCGCACCCGUGUGAAGCUGCCGUCCGGUGCCAAGAAGGUGCUGUCGUCGGCCAACCGUGCCAUGGUUGGCAUCGUUGCCGGUGGCGGUCGUAUCGACAAGCCCAUCCUGAAGGCCGGUCGUGCGUACCACAAGUACAAGGUGAAGCGUAACUGCUGGCCGAAGGUGCGUGGUGUGGCGAUGAACCCCGUCGAGCAUCCGCACGGUGGUGGUAACCAUCAGCACAUCGGUAAGGCUUCGACUGUCAUGCGAGGCACGCCCCCGGGUCGCAAGGUCGGUCUCAUUGCUGCCCGUCGUACCGGUCGUAUCCGUGGUGGCAAGGGCGACGAGAAGUUCAAGGAGAAGGAGAAGAAGUAAGCGGGACGAACGGUCGUAUGUCGUCGUGGUGGGGGUGGAGGUGGUCAUCCGCUACUACGAUCUUCUAUUUUUGUUGAUAUGGAGAGCAAGUGACUGUCAACAUUCGGCACAUGAUGAUUGCGAAAGGAAGACAGUGGAGAAAGUGUAAAUGGAGGUUGAAAGAUAAUAAAAAAAAGAAACCUUCCAAACAAA